AUUUCUAGGGUUUCAACGCCGCCUCAUUUUGUUCCCCCAAAACCCUAACCGUCGGAGAGGGGAGGAGAGGAGGGAGAGGAUGACGACGCGCUUCAAGAAGCACCGGAAGAAGCGAGGCCACGUGAGCGCCGGCCACGGCCGGAUCGGCAAGCACCGGAAGCACCCCGGCGGCCGCGGAAACGCCGGUGGGAUGCACCACCACCGGAUCCUCUUUGACAAGUACCACCCGGGUUACUUCGGCAAGGUCGGCAUGCGCUACUUCCACCGCCUCCGCAACAAGUUCUACUGCCCCACCGUCAACGUCGAACGCCUCUGGUCCUUCGUCCCCGACGACGUCAAGGCAGCCGCCGCCGGCGCCGGCGGAAGCUCUGCACCGAUGAUCGACGUCACCCAGUUCGGGUACUUUAAGGUGCUGGGCAAGGGUAUGCUGCCCCCCACCUGCCCCGUUGUCGUGAAGGCCAAGCUCGUCUCCAAGAUCGCCGAGAAGAAGAUCAAGGAGGCUGGCGGGGCCGUCGUACUCACAGCCUGAUGGUCUUUUCGUCUCUGUUUUUGGUCAGAUCUUGGUUUUCAUCUUUUGUUUCUUUGAACUCCUCUCUCGUUAGUUUGUUUUUGAUCUGCAAGCUCGUUUUUAUUUGAAUCUGGACGUGUUUAUAUCCAAAAUUUGGAUCUGAUUAUAAAUAUGUUUAGAGUAAUGAAGUGGUAAGCAUCGAUCCAUUUACUUAAUGAUCUAAUUUUGUGUAAGAUUUGAUAUCUAA
This is a messenger RNA of Phoenix dactylifera (date palm), 755 nucleotides long. Its product is annotated as large ribosomal subunit protein uL15x-like. The record is from RefSeq and is a predicted model, not a curated record. Lineage: Eukaryota; Viridiplantae; Streptophyta; Magnoliopsida; Arecales; Arecaceae. Gene Ontology annotation, biological process: translation. Gene Ontology annotation, cellular component: cytosolic large ribosomal subunit; ribosome. Gene Ontology annotation, molecular function: structural constituent of ribosome.